AUGGCCGACCAUGUCGUAACCGAGGUGAAGGGACAGGAUUCUGGUGUGAAGCCGAGCAAUGCGCAGGUGAUUGUUGCGAGUAGCGAAGCAUCCACAGAUGAAGGCAGGAAUACGGGACAGCUAUCGCUCGUGCCGCUACGCAUGAAGCUCAUCUCUAUACUGCUCGUCACUGCAGUAGGCUUCGGUUCUCAUUGGAGCUCUGGCGUCACGGGGGCGAUGAAGAGUACGUUGAAGAAGCAACUGCACAUUAACAAUGCCGAAUAUGCGGUGCUGGAAGCGAGCGAAGACUUCAUGAAGACGGCUUUAAUACUCGUCAGCGGCCUUGUCACCGACAGAAUCGGUGGUGCAAAUGCCAUGCUCUACGGUAACGCCAUCUAUAGCGUCGGCGCCAUUUUCAUCGCAGCAGCAACUACCGUCCGUUCGUACAAGUUCAUGAUUUUUGGUGUCGUUGUUCAAGCAUUUGGCGACAUUGCAACGCAAGUCGCACAGUACAAGGUCUUUAGCUCCUGGUUUGCACCAUCGAAUGGCUUCGCCUCUACCUUAGGCUUCGAACUGGGCGUCGGCAAAAUUGGAUCGUUUGUUGGAAAAGCAACCGCAAACGUCAUUGCAAAAAAGACAGGCGACUUUAGCUGGGUUUACUGGACAGCAGUCUUCAUGAACCUAUUCACGAAUAUUGUGACCUUGAUCUUCUGGUUCUUCACCAGGUGGUGCCAGAAAAUUUACGGCGGAAUGCAAGAUCCCGCCACGGGCGAAAAGCUGACGGAGAAGAACAAAAAGUUUGAGUUUGGAAAAAUGUUACGACUCCCUUGGUCUUUUUGGGCCAUUGUCGUCUUCUCACUUUUCCAAACAAGCACUGCUGUUGUGUACUCGCAGAAUGCGACAGAGAUGGCGGAACAGCGCUUCGACAUUGAUGCCAUCACGGCCGGCUGGUAUUCGGCAAUGUCGCAGUACUUUGGAUUCUUUCUGGUACCCUUGAUUGGCAUGUUUGUCGACCUUUUCGGCAACAGAUUGACUCUUAUGCUCAUUUGUGGGCUAGGUAUGCUGCUGUCCAUGUGUUUGGCGGCAUGGGGUCCUUCCAUCGGUGGAACAGCUGCAUCAUUCGGUAUUUAUGCCGUCGCCUCCAGCUUCGGGCCAACGGUCAUUAUUGACAGUAUUCGGACGUCGAUGCGGUACCAGGAAGUCUUUGGCUCGGGCUACGCGAUCAAGAUUGCUGUCAACAACAGCAUGAGCAUCAUCAUUCGUAUUGUUACCGGAGUGGUACAAGACCGUGACCACAACUCUUACAACAACGUUGUUGUUAUUUACGUUGUGCUUGCAGCUGGUGCUGUGGUCAUCGCAAGCGCCCUCUUUGCAUGCAGCUUUUGGCACGUGGACGCACAGAUGCUGCAGUGGACAAGGAAGCAAAGGUCGAACAAUGGCAACAUGAUCAACGAGCGUAGAGAGGCAUCUGAAAUCGGCGAGGGUGGUGUGAAGAGCAGGAAGGUUGGGUUGGGCUUCUUCAUCGCUUUGAUAGUCCUCAUUCUAGGCUCUUGGGUAGGGUACUUCUGGGGAAUUGCAACGAGCAACAAUAGCUGA
Pyrenophora tritici-repentis Pt-1C-BFP is the source of this 1575-nucleotide messenger RNA. Its product is annotated as NarK, Nitrate-nitrite transporter. The record is from RefSeq and is a predicted model, not a curated record. Gene Ontology annotation, biological process: transmembrane transport. Lineage: Eukaryota; Fungi; Ascomycota; Dothideomycetes; Pleosporales; Pleosporaceae. Gene Ontology annotation, molecular function: transmembrane transporter activity.